AUACCCCAGAACCCGUGCUGCAGUUUGCUGCAGUUAAAUGGAGAUCUAGAGAUGCAUCAUUUGUUUCGUACCAAUGUAUAAACAUAAGUGUAGCACCUUUCUGCCUAUAACUUGAAGAACGACUUGUCCUGAGCAUGAUUGACUUUUUUAGAUCCGUUUCCUCUAGAGUACAUUUUGGUCAGUUGGAUAAAAGUGUAGACUCCAAUAUUUUAUAUGGUGGUGCUGAUAUUUUUGGUGAAUACGAGAAAAUUUCAAAGAACUUAUCAGACAAGCCUCUAAGCUCCUACACGGUGGACGCUCAUCAAUACAGUGGACCGCUGCCUUCUGUUAUCCCGAUUGGUGCACCAUGGCAACAGAUACACCUAUUAGCCAGGAAACAGAAAAAAGUAUAUAUUGAAUUGUUUGAGUUGACUCCUGUCAAGUUAACGUUCAGUUUUACUAGCACUCCAUGGCUCAGUAGGAAUGAAGGUGGUUCAGACUCCAGCACAAGCUUCAAUAACAGUACUGCUAUUCAGAUUGGCGAUUCUUUGGCCGCAGCAAAAACAUUGGAUCUAAGUGUAUUCUAACUUCGGCGCAGACAUUGUUGGUUUCUAGCUAGCUGG
Molecule: messenger RNA, 602 nt
Organism: Lolium rigidum
Lineage: Eukaryota; Viridiplantae; Streptophyta; Magnoliopsida; Poales; Poaceae
Exons: 4
Coding region: 135-566 (143 amino acids)
Source: RefSeq, a predicted model, not a curated record